AUGUUAUUAUUUUUAAUCCUUUAUCUCUCCACAAACUUUGAUUUGGACCUCACCGUCGUUGCACCACCAAAGUGCCCAGCCCAACCGGCAAAAUGGACGAUCGUCGGCCGAGAAGAAGAGAAUAGGCAAGUGAAAUAUGCGGGACAGCCAGACACCGUACGUGGUUCGUUUAGAAUUCAGACACAUCAUGGUUUGACCUAUAAGAUUGUGUUCUGUGAGAGUGGUGAAGAGUCUUGCAGUGCUCUUGGGAUUCCCAAGGACAAUAAAGGACACAGAAUUUUGGCUAUUAACGAUGAGAAUCCUUUCAUUGUCGUGUUUCGUAAGGCUGAAUCAUCUUGUGCAUGA
Neltuma alba is the source of this 345-nucleotide messenger RNA. RefSeq names its product trypsin inhibitor DE-3-like. The coding region runs from base 1 to 345 and encodes 114 amino acids. The transcript has a single exon. The record is from RefSeq and is a predicted model, not a curated record. Gene Ontology annotation, molecular function: endopeptidase inhibitor activity. Lineage: Eukaryota; Viridiplantae; Streptophyta; Magnoliopsida; Fabales; Fabaceae.